GCCGCUGGCCAGAAUCUGGGGCACGCGGCCUGCCUGGGCGCCCAGCUGAGGGAGGGGAACCCCCACAGCACCUCGCCAGACGCUGGCCCUUUUCACCCUGCGCCCCGGGAAAGCCACUUUCUGCCCCUCAGACCGCAAGUUUCGAGGCUGCAGCGGGAUGGGUGGGCGUGGAGGUGGGGAGAAGGGGAGGAACAUCCGGCAUCCCCCUCCAGGGCCCCUCGCUCCCCAGGCCUCGCAGCCCCAUCGCCAGAUCGCCGGCUCCUGUUUCCCCGCCCCCGCGCAGCGGCCGGGGCGCCUGGCCACAACCUCGGACGGAUCCCCGAGGACGGCCUGGGCAGGAGACCAGGGAGGUGGCUGCCCGACAGUCCUCUGCCCCCUCGGGCUUUCGGGAGGAAAGUUCCCAAAGGCCCUCUGCCGCCUCCCCUCCCGAGCUGGGCGGUGGUGCGAUUUAUAGAGUCCGGGGGCACCAGGCUCCGCCCCUCUGUCGUCGGGGGUGGGGUGGGAAGGCUCUAUCAGCUUCUGCCCCAGAUCUUUCCUGGACAGAGAGUCUCAGCAGCCCAGAUCCGAUCGGGGCCGCGGCCGGCGCGGGGAGGGCGUGGGAGCUCGGGGCUGCCUCUCCCCGCCUCUUCCUCAGAGGUGCUGGCUGACCGCAGCUGGCGGCCCGCGGCAGAGGGCUGGCCCAUGGAGCAUGCGGCUGCGGAGGGAGGGGACCCCGACUCCGCAAGUUUCUGCGCGGCGCUGCCAGCCUCAGGCAGAGCAAGAUGACGGGCGCGCGGCGCGGACCCAGAGCUCCCCGAACGCCACUCCGUCCCGCCUGAGCGAGGCUGCGGUUCCCGAGGCCCUGUCCAGCCUGGAGACGCGGAAAGCCGGGACCUCUGACUUCCAAGCUCUCCGCCUCCGCCGCGCCCUCCAGCGCCCUCUAGCGUCCGCCGGGGCAGCGCCGCCCGGGAAAGGCCCCGGACGCCGGGCGCGCCAUGGGGUCCACCAGCAGCGUGCUCUCGGACUACUCCAACUAUGACAUCAUCAUCCGGCAUUACAACUACACGGGGAAGCUGAAUCUGGGCCAGGACAAGGACAGCGGCCUCAAGGUGACGUCCGCCGUGUUCAUCCUCAUCUGCUGCUGCAUCAUCCUGGAGAACAUCUUCGUCUUGCUGACCAUUUGGAAAACCAAGAAGUUCCACCGGCCCAUGUACUACUUCAUCGGCAACCUGGCCCUCUCGGACCUGCUGGCGGGGGUGGCCUACAUCAUGAACCUGCUCUUCUCCGGGGCCAACACCUACAAGCUGACGCCCGCGCAGUGGUUCCUGCGCGAGGGCAGCAUGUUCGUGGCGCUGUCCGCGUCCGUGUUCAGCCUGCUGGCCAUCGCCAUCGAGCGCUACAUCACCAUGCUGAAGAUGAAGCUGCACCACGAGAGCAGCAGCUCGCGCUCCUUCCUGCUCAUCAGCGCCUGCUGGGUCAUCUCGCUGGUGCUGGGCGGCCUGCCCAUCAUGGGCUGGAACUGCCUCGGCCUGCUGCCCAGCUGCUCCACGGUGCUGCCGCUCUACCACAAGCACUAUAUCCUCUUCUGCACCACGGUCUUCACCGUGCUGCUGCUCUCCAUCGUCAUCCUCUACUGCCGGAUCUACUCGCUGGUGCGCACGCGCAGCCGCCGCCUGACCUUCCGCAAGAACGCGUCCAAGGCCAGCCGCAGCUCGGAGAAGUCGCUGGCCCUGCUCAAGACGGUGAUCAUCGUGCUGAGCGUCUUCAUCGCCUGCUGGGCGCCGCUCUUCAUCCUGCUGCUGCUGGACGUGGGCUGCAAGGUGAGGACCUGCGACAUCCUCUUCAAGGCCGAGUACUUCCUGGUGCUGGCGGUGCUCAACUCGGGCACCAACCCCAUCAUCUACACGCUCACCAACAAGGAGAUGCGCCGCGCCUUCAUCCGCAUCAUGUCCUGCUGCCGGUGCCCCAGCACCGACACCCCCGGCAAGUUCAAGCGCCCCAUCAUCGCCGGCGUGGAGUUCAGCCGCAGCAAGUCCGACAACUCCUCGCACCCCCAGAAGGACGACGGGGACAACCCAGAAACCAUCAUGUCGUCUGGGAACGUCAACUCUUCUUCCUAAAACGGGAAGCAGCCAGCCCAUGGGGAGUGUUCUUGCAUGGUCACCCACCGCCCAGUGUUUGGAAAAACAUCUCCGUGCCUGGUGCCUGGACUGCUGCCAGGGUGGAGCUGCCGGAGCCGGAGCCGGAGGGGGGGCGGGGCGAGCGAAGGGCCCGUGACGCCGGGUGGGGUCGGAGGGUACAGUGAGUCCUGUGAACAAUGCGCCGGGAAGGGUGGAGAGCGGUCCGCGGGCCUGGAGUCUGCUUCCUCUCCCUGAGCUUUGAUUUUGCACUGAGCCAGAGGUUAGCAUUGCCCAGCUCCCUAAGGCUUCGCUCAGCCCCUCCUCGAAGACCAAGGUCACCUUGGAGAGUGUCGCCUGGAGCUUUGAGGAGAAGGUGUUUUUUCACUUGAGUUUCCAGCCACGUGUGCACUUCUGCUUCUCUAGGGAUGCUCCAGCCCCCACUCCACCCCCCCUUCCCCUGCACAACCUCCUCAACAUCCUCCGACUGGGCGUCAUCAGAGCUGGGGUGGCCUGGUCCAUUUCUCCAGCAUCUGUGGCUGGUGGGCUGUGUCCAGGAAGCAGACGGAGGAGCUGGAGACGGUUCGGACAUGGGAGGCAGUUUCAUUUGCUGAGGCCAAAGUUUCCACGCAAGAUGGAUCCGUUGUUUUUGGAAUUUGGUUGUAGUCACUUUGAGGUUUUUUGGGUUUUUUUUUACAUCUUUACAAUGGAAUGCGUUACAGUAUCCUGCCAUUGUGCCUGAAAUCUGCAUGGGGAAGCCCAGCUUAUCUAAAGGUGUCAGCCAGGAUCCUUCGUGUCCCAGGGGAAACAAAGGCCCCACACAAGGAGAAAACCCGCUGCGGGGGCCAGGGAACUUUGUAAACCAGGAGGGAUUUCCUAACGAAUUUGCCUAACAGAUGCAACAUCGGUCUUUGGCACUUUUGUUGAUGUUAAUUAUGGAGUGUGUGUGAAGCAUUUCAGCCAAUGGUUGUAUCUUGUUGUGUUAAAAGUACCCUUCAUGAUGUUUGAAUGUAUUUGUUUCAGCAUUUUAUUGGAUUUUCCUAACCUGUGUUAACACCAUUGAAUGUGUAUUUCUUAAGAAAGUAUCACCCUCUUAUGCCCUUAAAGCAUUACUUUAACUGGUAGGGAACCCAGAACUUUCCAGUACAGCUGUUUUUUAAUAGUUCAUUGGGCAUGUGUGUAAAUGUUACAAAGAAUAAAAUGUAUUGCUGUCUCUUUAGUAUGGUUUUCAGUGCAAUUAAACCAAGAAAUGCCCUUUUUUUAAAAAAAAAAAUAGUAUUUAAUAGUUUUCUGACUUUUGUGGAUCAUUUUGCACAUAGCUUUAUCAACUUUUAAACAUUAAUAAACUGAUUUUUUUAAAGA
Messenger RNA from Myotis myotis, 3458 nucleotides. It is a transcript of the gene S1PR1, whose product is annotated as sphingosine-1-phosphate receptor 1. Bases 975 to 2099 code for a protein of 374 amino acids. The transcript has 2 exons. Gene Ontology annotation, biological process: sphingosine-1-phosphate receptor signaling pathway; angiogenesis. Lineage: Eukaryota; Metazoa; Chordata; Mammalia; Chiroptera; Vespertilionidae. Gene Ontology annotation, molecular function: sphingosine-1-phosphate receptor activity. Gene Ontology annotation, cellular component: membrane. The record is from RefSeq and is a predicted model, not a curated record.